Messenger RNA from Fusarium redolens, 489 nucleotides. RefSeq lists its product as uncharacterized. The record is from RefSeq and is a predicted model, not a curated record. The transcript has a single exon. The coding region runs from base 1 to 489 and encodes 162 amino acids. NCBI's taxonomy places the organism in Eukaryota, Fungi, Ascomycota, Sordariomycetes, Hypocreales, Nectriaceae.
AUGGCCGAUAAUUCAGAUCAUCGAAUCAAGAUCAAUCCCCUCAUGCCUCCUGCAAAGCAAGAGCGCAUUCACAUCUGGCGCACCGAAGUCGCUUCAGCCCUCCACCUCCCCACGGCCCCGUCCCUAUCAUCAUCACUAUCGUCUUCAUCCGCCGCCACUCCAGAUCCCGACCCAGAUACUUCGUUUGCUACGCCUCCAUCACCUGCUGGUUCCAGGCCACGAAGCUUGUGGAAGCGCAUCAGUUGGCGCUUUGGACCCAAGAGACGCACUGCUGUUAAUAUGGCCGCUGCUGCCGCCGAGCUUCCUCCUGAUGGCCGUACGGCUAUGUACCGCGGACUUGAGAACAGGGUGGUUAGGGGAGACGACGCGAGGGAUGAAGAAGGCGGCAUUCUUGAGAAGGACAGCGAAGAAGGAAAUGGCUUAAAGGAGAAGCAAGAGAGGUUGGCUCGGGCAGCCAGAUUACUCAACCGUCGCACCGAGGAACGGUGA